AUGAAGUUGUCCACGGUCACUACCGGUGUUAUCGGCCUUGCUGGGUCUGUUCUGGCCCAGACGGAUUCUACUCCGUUUGUCGAUGCCGACACUGGAAUCACUUUCCAAUCUUACACGAGUACCGACGGAAUCACCUAUCGAUUAGCUCUUCCGGCUGAAGCUACCGGCGAUGCUGGUUAUGAUGUGAUCCUUCAAAUCGUCGUGCCAAUUGCAUUGGGUUGGGCUGGAUGGGCUUGGGGUGGUGCUAUGACCUACAAUCCCUUGACCGUCGUAUGGCAUGAUGGCAACACGGUUCAGCUCUCUUCGCGCCAGGCUACCGGAUACUACGUGCCCGCCACGUACGCUGAUGCCAAGUACACCGUUCUUAAGGGUACUAGCGUCAAUGAGACACACUUCAAGUUCACAGCUCUUUGCACGGGUUGUGCUAGCUGGACCGACUUCGAUGGUAACCCAUUCAUCCUGAACGGCGCGGGUGACACCAACUUCGCGUACGCGUUCUCGAAGACGGCGGUGGAAGAGCCAGCGAACCCCGACUCGGGCUUCAGCAUCCACGACAACGUUGGACGAUGGAUCCACGACCUAGCGGGCGCGAGAUCGGACAAGUUCAAGGAGUGGGUGACGACUAACACCCCCGCGUAG
Hypoxylon trugodes is the source of this 639-nucleotide messenger RNA. Its product is annotated as putative iron reductase domain protein. NCBI's taxonomy places the organism in Eukaryota, Fungi, Ascomycota, Sordariomycetes, Xylariales, Hypoxylaceae. Bases 1 to 639 code for a protein of 212 amino acids. The transcript has 3 exons. The record is from RefSeq and is a predicted model, not a curated record.